Podarcis lilfordi (Lilford's wall lizard) is the source of this 20732-nucleotide messenger RNA. The record is from the annotation of a GenBank genome assembly. NCBI's taxonomy places the organism in Eukaryota, Metazoa, Chordata, Lepidosauria, Squamata, Lacertidae.
AUGGGCUCUGCGCCCAGCGGACCCCUGGCCGAGACAGAAGACAACGCUGCCGCUGCCGAAGAUGAGGCAGCAUUGGCAGCUGCGGUGUGAGUGGCAGCGGCGGGGGGGGGUCCUUUUAGGAGAGGGUGGGUCUGGCCCCCCACAAGGUCUGAGGGACAGUGGACCGGCCCCCCCUGAAAAUGUUUGCUGACCCCUGGAGUACACACAUACCAUAGGUCACCUGGUCACACUUUUCUCCACUACUGUGAGUUAUAUUUCGAUUUAAAUUAUUGUAAUUCUUUCUAAAUGUUCGUUUAUACAUAUAAAUCAGCAUAAGCUAAUGUUGUGCAAAUCUGUGUGAUAUUUUGACCACUUUUUUGGUGAUACAUCUGUAACGACACUAAUGUAGACCCAAAGUAGAAAAGUAUUUCCUUCUUAAAUUGUCUGUUUGCUGACAUCUUUGUCUCUCUAGAUUUCCCCCAGAAAAAUACUCUUUUGGGUGAAAUACUUCAAAGUGGAGUAAUAAUAUUCAAUAAUAUCCACAUGCCUAGACUAGGGCUAGAGGAGAGCUUUGAUGCACCACACAUUUAAAGCCAAAUCUAUCAAAUUCACACUUUCCAAAACUGUGUGCCAACCAACACACAGCUAUCCAUUGAAAUUCACACUUAGGUGAAUUUUGUGAUACAGUCCUCCAACCAAACAGUGUUUGCAAAAAUGUACUUACUAGGUGAAAUUGUGCAUAAGAUAUUAGUGAAAAUAAUAUACAAAAAGCAUUAUAUUGAAGAUAAUUGCUUCCAAAAACGUGUGCAUUAGUCAAAACUACAUAUUAAAAGAGUGUAUUAUGCUAAUGAAUUUUCAUAGGCAUUAAAAAGAAAACCACAAAUUUCUGCAAAAAAAUAAAUAAAUGAGAACCAAAUUUGAGAUUGGAAAAAUGAGAAACUGAGAGAACCAAAACUGACAGAUCCUUCCAACUCUAGUCUUUGAGGCCCUCACAAACUCAUUUGCGGAAGACACUCCUUGCUUGGGGUGGUUGAUCUAAAGCCAGCCUGGUCUACAACAGGCCUGCUCUAGGAACUUCUCUAUCAUCUUCAAGCCUGCCUAAAUUGUGACCUGCCAAGCUGAAGGCAUGUUUUGCCAUAUUUUGUGGCACACCAGCAGUUUACUAUAGCGCUUGUUUUUUAUGCUUGCCUUGUACUGCAAAAUUGGCGUAUAGGGAGAAUGAGUUGUCAGGAAUCUGGAAGGGCACAAUAGGUGCUUUCAGUUUGGUGAGUAACACAAGUUGUGCAGGCCUUAUCCACUUAUACUUAGUGCUGAGGCUUUAUUUUAGUUAUUUAGUGCCACCAGUGGGCUUGGCACUUUGCAGAGUUACUUAGCUAAAACAAAGAGCUUAAAACUAAAAUUAGAACAGUGGCAGGGCAGAAGGAGGACACUCUGUAAUGCUACCUUGCCAGAGUAGCACAGGUAAAGAAAAUGUCCCCUUUGUUCACAGAUGUGAUCAAACCUUCGUUUGGGAAAAGAAUGUGGGUCACAUUUUAUUUUCACUUUUAAAGGCUUUUCUGCCUUCCCUCGGUGACUUGAAAAAGUCACACCUGCUCAAACACUCCAGCUCUUGAAGCAAGAGGGACUCUGCCAAAUUUGGAAUGUGUCUCUACAUGAAACGCAUUUCACAGGUUUGCACAGAUGCAGUGGCCGGGGUCCAAAGAGCUACUUUAGGGAUACCUAAGUGAACGGGAAGAUCUAGCAGGAUUGUUGCCUUUCCCUCCCUGUUUAAACACUGCUUUUGAAACUACAUCCCAUUUCAAGAGAGGGUGGGUAUGCUUUGUAACAUGGAGAGUUGCUGCUGGAAACACCCAGUCUAAAAUGUUACCUUUGAGGCAUGCAGAACUUGUUGGGCACCCUCUUGGAUCCCAGCCAGCAGCUCUCUGUGUGCACAGCCCAGCACUCCUUUCCAUCCCAAUACUCAGAGAAAAGGUGUGGUCACAAUCGGAGGAUACAGUCAGCAUACAUGAAAGGGAAGUAAUGCUAGCAAUGUCAACUAGUUGAUAAUACCAGUGCCCUAAGGGAUGCUCUUGGAAUCAGUUUACUUAACUGUGGUGACUGGCUGAACACCCUUAACACUGUAAUUGUUAAGGGAAGUUGCCUUGAGCAAUAGAAAAGAUGCUGUAAGAACUAACCAGUCAUUCCCCACAGCAACUGUACCAACAAGUAGAAAGAGGAAAGAAACUGACAGCUUUGUAAAGUUUUAAAGUACGUUUUAGGCUGCAAUCCUAUCUACUUGGGAAGAUAUCCUACUGAAUCCAAUAGGACUAACUUGGUGGGUCUGUAAACUGCCCUGUGGUCCUCAGAUCAAAUAACAACUUCUGAGAAGACAUGGUUAGAUUAAGAUUUGCAGCCUUAAUGUCCAAGUUGCAACCAAAGAGGUAUCAGUUCCAUAGCAUUCUGUGUCUUCGCUCCUUCUGUUAGGGCACUGACAGACAUUUGAAGGGCAGCUAUUGAAUGUGAUUCAGGUUGUAGCACAAGGUGCCAAAAUACAGACAUCUAAGUGGCUGCACACACAGCCCAGUUCUGCGCCACACAUUUGGAACAAGCCGUGCGUUCCGAAGAAGCCAUUAAAUAUGGCUUGGAGAUGAACUGGAUUUUUCGGCAAACGGCGCUGAAUCGCUUGCUCUGCUUCUCAGAUUCUUAAUGAGGGAGCUGGGACUCCUCCAUGGAGGAGUGAACCGUUGCCAGGGGAGUCACAAGGCCUCCCACUCACCUGCUGUGGGGCAAAACAGCAAAACAGCAAGCAGAGGAGGAUGGCAUGCAAAUGAACUGCUGUCGCACAGCGGCAGAAGACUUUGCUCCAGAAUACUGUCUCAAAUUCAGCAAAACAAAGAUGGGGAAACUUCAGGCCAGGGGUCAAAUGUGGUCCUCCGGAACUGCUCUGUCAGGCCCUUGGGACUCUCCCCAGCCAUACCUUUCCGGAGUGCUUUUGCCAGGCUGGAAUAUAGAUCCUUGAACUAUGGCAAUGCUUUGAUGGAAAGAGGUGUGGUGGUGGUGUAGACACUCAUGACUUCUGCAUGGCUGGAAUGUGGCCUAGUGUAGAAAGGUAAGAGUCAAAAUCAUUACUUUGCCCACUGUUGCAUCUGGUAUAUGCCCACAGAAGGUUGUCCAUGAGGCAACAUGGCUCUUGGAUUGGAAAAUAUCCCCCACGCCUGCAUUAGAGCAAUGCACAGAGUGCUAAACAUCUGCUAGAUUCUGCUAAAUUUCCAGAAGUGGCUUUUACAUGAUGUGGAAGAUUGCAUAAAGCACAAAAAUGAUCAGGUAAGGAAACAUCAGGAAAACAGCACAGUCCAUGCAACAGAGUCCAUGCAGAGUAACAGAGAAAAAAGUCUGUUCCAUUUUCUUUCUGCCCUUUAGAUAUUUGAAGAUCACUGUCUACACACAGCCCAUUCAUCCUUAUCUUAUCAUCUCCAGGCUAAACAUACUCAGUUCUUUCAACCGUUCAUCCUUGGACUUCGUUUUCAAACUCCUCACCAUACUGGUCCCCUUUCUCUGGACCAGCUGCAGUUUGUCAGAGCGGCACCCAGAACCAGAGACAGGACUCCACAGGCAGUCUGGCCAGCACAGAAUAGAACAGAACUUUAAAUUUCCUGAGAUCUGGAUACUAUGCAUUAUGAAUACAGUCUUGCGUUAGCCUCUUUUUUUUUUUUUUUUUAGCAGCCUCAUCGUACUGUGGGCUCAUUUUCCCUUUGUGAUCAAGGAAGUGAUCUUCCAGAUUACCUUUUUCCUGAGGAGUCAUUCAUCUUGCUUUGCUUGCACAACACUUACACAGAAAUUAGGGUUCAUUCACACUUACCCUUUGCCCUGCACUUUCUAGGUACAGAUCUUUAUUUUUCCAGUCUGUGUCUGAGCACUUUUCUUUUUUUGCCCUGCCUCUUUCCCCAGGAAAACCUACUCUUUAAUGCUGAAUCGGAACAAAGGGCAAUUUGGUUUUUCUGCAGAAUUGUUUUCAGCAAGAAAAAGCAGGUUUUCAUGGGGAAAGUGCCAGCCCCCCCCCCAAAGGCACUCAAACACAGAGCUUUAAAACAUGGACCUGUGCCUAGAAGCAUGACACAAAAGGAAGGCUGGAUGAGCUCUCAGAAGAUGGCUGGUCUUUAAUGAGCAUUUGUUUGCAGGGAGGUUGUACAGCAGAGCACAUUUGCCCUGAUUCGCUUGCGUGGGGGUAGUUAUAUGUUUUCCCAUUAAUCUAUUUAUUCAUUUAAAGUGCUUAUGAACCACUCAGUUACCAAAGUUUCUAAGCGGUACAAGUUUAUUUUUAGUACCUACACUUUUUACUGCAUUUCCCUGCCCCUUGCUAAGCAGAAAAGUCUAGGUUUUUAUUUGUAUGUUUGCUUUAAAGGGAAUUUGUUGCAUCAGAGCAUUUAAAAACAUCUUAACUAUGCAAACCUAAAUUUCUGUAUGUGACUGACUCCCUGCCAGGUUGUCCAUUUGAAAACAGAGGUAGGUGGUCCCAGCAAUAAUGAGUGCAUCCACACCUGCCCAGUGACAUUGUGGGUGGGCAUACAGCAAGAUCGCAGUCACACAUCCUUCUUAAUUCACUUGGGUCAUGUGUGGGGAGAAAAAGGCACAGAUAACCUAAACAAGGGGGAGGGUUUUCAAACAUGUAUCAAGUAACCACACUCACCCUUGUGGAUGGCAGGAGCUGGAAUCAAUCGAAAUGGAAAGCAGCACGUUGAGGAUGAGCAAGCAUGAUUCUAGAUUGAGAAAAUCUACAUUUUUGUGCUACAAAUGGGUUUCUGUGUAUGCAGCCACUGCAUUAAAAAGAGAGAGUACAUAUUGGUUGGCAUGCAUAUAUAUUGAACCACAUGGAUAGGCCAAAUCAGGAAGAGAAAAACCUAUAAAAAAUGAACCACUGUGCAGACAGAAUUUCCAGGAAGAGGAUUCUCUAAUGCAUCCCCUUGUGAUUUUAAUUGGUCUAUUUUCUCUCAUUUUCUCAUAUAGUUUCAUUGGUUGCUGAAUCCAUAGCUGCCUGAUGAACUGCUAUCACUGGAGCGAUCAAGACCGGCUAACUGCCUUAGCAAUUCAGCCCCGGAGUCUCGCAGCAAUAUCUCUGAGGCCCAGUAAGAGGAAACAUCCUGCACUCCUACUGCACCACUACCCCUUCAGCACUUUUGCUUUGAGGCUGGUGUGCACGAAAGAGCUGAAUAGUUCACUCUUAAGCAUUUCAACACUGUGCUGCCACACAUUCCUUUCACUGUUGUACAGCGGUUCCUUUUCCUCUCAGGUCAUAGCUACAUGAUAAGAGAUAUCUGAAAGCAAGUGCUAGGGUAAAAUCAUCUGUCAAAAUGGAUUUAAAAUAGUCUGGCUCAUAUUAAAGGCAGCCUUGAAACAAAACCUGCAGUCGAAAUGUAUCCAAAGUCUGCACAAAUUGCAUGUUUCCUGCUUGUAUUACAGGGAUGAGGAAACUGUGACCCUCAGAUGCCACUGGACUCCAACUCCCAUCAUUCCUGGUCUACCUGGCCUAUGGUCAGUGGUUAUGGGAGCAGUAGUCCAGCUACAUCUGGAUGGCCAAAAGUUCCCUUUUCCUGUUGUAUUCCAUCAUGAAUGGAAAAGUUCUGACUAAACAUUUGGAAAAACUUUCUGACAGUAAGAGCUGCUCAGCAGUGGAACAGACUCCCACGAGAGGUGGUGGACUCCCCUUCCUUGGCGGUUUGUAAACAGAGGUUGGAUGGCUGUUUGUCAUGGAUACCGUACUUUAGCUGAGAUUCCCGCAUUGCAGGGGGUUGGACUAGAUGACCCUUUGGUCCCUUCCAAUUCUAUGAUUCUAUGAUUGAGUCUGCUUUAUGCAUGUACAGUGGUACCUUGGUUUAAGAACAGCAUAGUUUAUGAACAACUUGGAUUAAGAACGCUGCAAACCCGGAAGUAGGUGUUUUGGUUUGUGAACUUUGCCUUGGAGGCAGAACACGUUCCACUUCCUGUUGAGUGUGUUCCAUUUGUAAAUUGAGUCCUCUGCUGCUAUGGGAAAGCACGCCUUGGUUUAAGAACGCUUGGUUUAAGAACGGACUUCCGGAACGGAUUAAGUUCGUAAACUAAGGUACCACUGUAAUACUAAACCAUUGUUUAUGGUAAGCCCAUGGUUGCUCAGAAUGCGGGUGUUAGUAGACCAGCACAUUGUUCUCUCUGUGUGCCUCUCUCUCUCUCUCUUCACACACAUUAGGGGCUGCCAUCCCUGCUCACUCGGAUUUCCAACCUCACAUACCCACCAACGCCUCUGUUAACCCCCCCUUCCCCCACACCUGGCCACCCUCUCCAUUUUGUUGAACUGCAAUUCCCAUAAUUCCUUACCAUUACCCAGACUGGCUGGGGCUAAUGAGACUUGUAGCCUAGCAAUAUCUAGAGGGUACCACAAUGGCUACCCAAUGUUUAAUAUUACACCCAGUGCUUGAGGGGGCUGGACAAAGGUCUUGAUAAAGGUGCUAUGGAAACCAGCACAAAAUGAUUGCCACAGGCAGCAAAAAAAAAGGCGGGGGGAGGGAGAGAGAGCUUACAGUACUCUGUGCUGGUGCUCACCAUCACACACAAAAGCACAUAUUACACCCCAAAGCAGUUUGUAUGUUGAAAAAUGCAACUGGGAUAUAUAUAUAUAUGCAACUAUACUAUAAAGCAUCUACGUGUUUGUGGAGAUGCCUUGUGUAGGAGUGUGGGGUGAAGUCCAGCAAAAUGCCUUGUACAGUGGUACCUUGGGUUAAGUACUUAAUUCGUUCCGGAGGUCCGUUCUUAACCUGAAACCGUUCUUAACCUGAAGCACCACUUUAGCUAAUGGGGCCUCCUGCUGCCGCCGGGCCGCCAGAGUACAAUUUCUGUUCUCAUCCUGAAGCAAAGUUCUUAACCCGAGGUACUAUUUCUGGGUUAGCGGAGUCUGUAACCUGAAGUGUAUGUAACCUGAAGCGUAUGCAACCCGAGGUACCACUGUACUUUAAGGCAAGGAGGGUGAGUUUCAAAGUGUCCUUUAAGACCACUUUUUGGGGGGAAGGUUCUAGUACUAUGAUGUAGGCAGCUCAUGUCUAAAUCCAACCCAGGAACUUUGUUUUAACAAAUUGAAGAAGACAUAUAACAACCAUUCAGUUCAACUUCAAGACCUCUAGCAUGAACUGAGAACCAUAUGGAGGGGUGGGUGAGACCCUGACAUCCUUUUUCAUGUCGUCUAAUAAUACAUUCUUCUGCAAUUAACUCCUAUUGAAACCAGUCCCCUUUCAAAUUAAAACAGCCCUCCUAAAGUAUCAUAGAAUGAUGUCAAAUCUGAAAUGUUUAUGUAGCAACAAGCCCCUGAAUAAACUGAGGCUUGGAAAUAAUCUUCUAAAAUAUGAACCACCUAAUUAAUAUAAUUAUAAGUAAACUCUUGUCACCAGAAAUUCACUGCAAGGGAUGGAAGACUCAUGAAUUGUUUCCAUACGGGAUUAUUUAAGACUUGGUUGUGUGGAAGUAGGAUAGGUAAUAACACCAGGCCCAAAAGUAUUUGAUUAUCAUAAUUUUGUUCAGUGAAUCUAGGCACUAUUGCAUCAUAUUGGGAAGACAGUCUGCUACUUUUCUUACGGACCAGCCCUAUGUUUUGAUUGGGCUGAGCUCAAUGGCAUGCAGUCAUUGGACUAGGCGGACUAGGCUAGUCCCCUAAAUGUUCCCAUGGCACCACCUUCCCAAUGCCCAGUAAGCUUCUGCCCAGCUUAGGGAGGGAGGUGCUAUGCUCACACACAUGACAUCCGUUCCUCAUCGCUUUUGCAAGCUGGCGCUUAUAGCCCUAACUGUUCCCCUGCAAAAAAUGUCACUGCACACCAGUGGUUGAGCAGUGUAUUUGCUUAUUGCCAUAAUAUUUAAGGACUGGCUAAAGUCGGAAUGGCAGAACUUAGCUAAAAGGAAUUAGCCUCAGUUUCUCAGAGUCACUGCUACAUUUUUUCAGAAGCAAGCAACAAAGGCUUGAGCACAAACACAUGUUCAAUAUGUGUGGUCUGCAGCUGUGUUUGUGAUCCCCUGGAACUGGGCAAGCUCCUCUUUUGUGUACAAAAUUGCAAAGCAGAAAAGCGAAAUGACCAGCUCUAUGUCCAAUAGCUUCAUGGGAAUGUGCUCCUACAACAUAUUUGGGUUCCCUAUUAUUCAUGUUCUCUGCUUAUAGAGAUCCAUCUUCUCUUAUUUCCACGUUAGCAUUCUGCAGCGCCAAAUUUGUGGAGAGCAACAGCUAUGAUGUCACCAAGCACAUCCCAUUUCUCAUGCCGUUCCCCAGACCAUCUUUGUACUGCAAGAGACCACACCCCCAUUUUGGUUCAGUGCUGUAUCACCGGGUGCGGCGUUAUAUUUUUAAAUUACUGGAAUUCUUCCAAAAUCAGUUGCCACCUGCAACUGCAACCAUGGGAUCUCUCUGGUCCGUCUUCACUCUCCAAGAGUUUUGGUAAGAAUUUCCCAAUUAUACUUUUAUAUAUAAGCUAAGCAUCAUUUCAUGCUUUCAUCUAAACAUGAGAUAGGAAGUUCCAGGCUUUUACACAAUCAGUUUCCUUGCAAGGAAAAGGUCUUGAUGCUUAUCUGGCCUGCAUAGCUCAGUUGGUUAGAGCGUGGUACUGAUAACACCAAGGUUGCAGGUUUAAUCUCUAUAUGGGGUAGCUGCAUAUUCCUGCAUUGCAGGGGGUUGGAUUAGAUGAUCCUCGGGAUCAUUUCCAACUCAGCAGUUCUAUGAUUCUAUGAUUCCGCCUGCAUGACAUGACUAUUACCAUUUUAAUAAUAAUAAUAAUAAUAAAUUUUAUUUAUAUCCCGCCCUCCCCAGCCGAAGCCGGGCUCAGGGCGGCUAACAACAAUAAAACAGUACAAAAGUACAGCAUAAACAACAGUCUAAAAUCAUUCGUUAUAAAAUUAAUUAAUUCAAGCCACUGGCAACCAUUGGGCCAGAGCUCCGCGAAGAUUGCCGAGGGAGGGAGUCAGGCUGUGCCCUGGCCAAAGGCCUGGUGGAACAGCUCUGUCUUGCAGGCCCUGCGGAAAGAUGUCGAGUCCCGCCGGGCCCCGGUCACGUGGGACAGAGGGUUGCCCCAGAUCGGAGGCCCAGCCGAAAACCCCGGGCUCUAUUUGCGGCCAGCCUAACUUCUCUGGGGCCUGGGACCUUCAAGAUGUUUUUAUUCGAAGACCGUAAGUUUCUCUGUGGGGCAUACCAGGAGAGGCGGUCCCGUAGGUACGAGGGUCCUAGGCCGUAUAGGGCUUUAAAGGUUAAAACCAGCACCUUAAACCUGAUCCUGUACUCCACCGGGAGCCAGUGCAGCUGGUAUAGCACCGGGUGAAUGUGAUCUCGCAGCGAAGACCUCGUAAGGAAUCUCGCUGCAGCAUUCUGCACCCGCUGGAGUUUCUGGGUCAGUCUCAGGGGCAGCCCCACGUAGAGCGAGUUACAAUAAUCCAGUCUGGAGGUGACCGUCGCAUGGAUCACAGUGGCUAGGUCAGUGUCAAAACCCUAUUUUGGGAGCAAGCAAGGAAAGUCAGCCUUACCGGAUAUGUGUUUAUGUUGCAUUUCCUUUGUUUGUUCCUCUCUGCUGCACACACUUUCCCCCCUGACAAUGACUUCCUAGAAAGUGUUUCCACCCAGCUUCCAAAUUCUAAACAGAGCACACCACAACAUCUACUGUCUCCAGUCAAGCCACUCAAUACAACUGAAUCUAUUCAGGCUCAUCAGACAGAGACUCAUAACUUAAGAAUUUACAUUAGUCAUUCCUCAAACUACAAUAGCCACCUAAUGUACUAUGCGUCUGUGGUGGUACGGAUGAUGACAGAUGAACAAGUCUGGCCUCAUAGCCAAGAAUAAUUACUGAAGGAUAGACAUAGAAGAGAAAAUGACAGAAAAUUACAUGUCACUUAUAAUUUCAAGCUAAAACCACUCAAAUGUAUCAUCAGUGAUCUACAGCCUGUCCUGGACAAUGGCACUUCCAUUUCUCGGGCCCAGAGUGGCAGGCCUGAACUUGCUAACAGACAGCCCUCCAACCUAAAACAGCUACUCACUAGCAGUAACAGGCCACAUAACAGAGAUACAAACACAUAGAGCAGUCCUGUGGCCGACCCAAAGGCCAGCUGUGUCCCCAUGGCUACUCCGGCGACAAUAGUACUGACCUAAUAUCAUUUUUACUGCAAUACAUUCAAGGGCCAGGCCAUCUGUGAGGCAAUGUGAGGCGGCCAACUCGGGUGGCAGGAUCCGCAGAGGCAGCAGAUCUGGCUUGCAAGAAAUUCAUUGCUUGCUGCUGCCACCACUGCCACAGUGGCAGUGAUAGUUGUGGUGUGCUCACUGGAGGCUGGAUCUGCUACCUUCUCAGCAGCCCUCCCUCAAAUGUUGAUGACCAGGAGGCAGUGUAGGUCUCCUCCCACCCUUGUCCCCAUAGGAGCCAACUCCUAGGGGCCAAGGUCCUUUUGCCCCCCCUAAAAUAUUUGAGGGGUCUGGCUUUGCAAAGUUGAUGGGCACCACCAUUCAAAUGGGGGGGGGUGUCACAUCAUGUGAUCGAUUAUGCAGGGCAGGGCUUACCUGGGCUCCCCAAUAUGUUAUUCAAGUUGGCACCCCGUUGUUCCUGAUGUAACUCUUCAAUCCUUCUUCCCUGGCAGGGCGGGGGGCGGGGGCGGGUGUCUGCCAUUUUGUAGUUCACCUCAGGUUCCAACAUGUCUUGGGCCAGCUCUGAAUGUACUCUACAUCAUGUGCUAGUCCCGGGGGGAGGUUACCGUGAGGCGUGGUCAGGGGCCUGGGUCGAGGGUUUGUAGACUGACCUCCAAGGGCGAAGCGGGGUCCAAAGCGAGGAGCCGGGCAAGGAUGGGAACUCUGGAAGAACAGGUCUGGGUGCUGACCGAAACAGGUCUUCAACCACGUUGCUCCCGCAACCUGGGACCGGGCUGGCUGGCCUUUAUCUUCUCUGAGGCCAGGGGUGGUCCCGGCCCCCAGGCGACCCGCCUCUCCUGGCCUUAAGGCGAGCACGCCUCCGGGGAGAAACCAGUUCCCUCCGCCUCUCUGCCCUGAGCCUCUGCAGCUCAGGAGAGGCUAGAGGGUUACUGGACCCAGGGGGAGACUCACCUUCCCCUGACAGGGCUGGGAGAGGCGCAUCUGUAGGCAAUGCGUCCUCAAUCACCUCCGGAGCCAGAGUGGAUUCACCUGGUGCCUGCUCCUGAGGAUCCGGCACAGGUGCAGGCGCUUCAGAUUCAAGGCCCUGCCCCAGCUCAGCCAGCCCUGGAGGCGGGGACUCCUGUGCAGGCUGGGAUUCCUCUGGUUCAGCCUCUGAAUCAGACUCCCAGGCCAUCACACAUCAGCUCAAGUUGCUGAUACUGGUAUACAAAGACCUAUACAGCAUGGGAUGAGGAUACAAAAAAUAAUAAUAGUCUCAGCCCUUCAAUCAUAACAAAUUGCUAAAAUCUGCAGGACAGGGCCUGCUGCAGAUACAAUCUUACCAGCUCAGGAAGUCUGCUUUGCAAUAAUAUGGGAUUUGGGCUUUUAGCAUGGUGGCACCUAUUAUUUGGAACUCCUUCCCAUGAGAUUUAUUUAUUUAUAAAAAUAUAUACCUCCGAAUAUAGGGUGGUAUAUAAAUUCAGUAAAUAUAUAUAUAUAUUAUAUAUAAUAUAAUAUAUAAUAUAAUAAUAUACAGAUUGCACCUACUGUCAAAUCUCUGCUGAAAGAGUAUUCCACAGAAUGGAACCCAAAACAGUGUAAAAACAUCAUAAAACUAUUGUUCUUGUCAAAUAAAACAGGCCUGGACGACAUGUUUCUUGAAUGCCCAAUUUUCCUUGGGCACCCAUGGUGCACCCACGGAGAAGGCCCUGUUUUGGAUCUCUGUCCUUCCUGCUAUUCCUGUCGAUGGAGCCAGGAGAAGAGGCACCUGCCCACCCCCCUUCACUGCCCUGUUAGUUGGCUGCUCCUAAUAAUAAAUUAAUAAUCCAUAGAAUUGGGGCUUCAUUCCCUUGCUCAUCUUCCAACAGGAUAUAUAUCCCUUCCUCUGCCUGCAAUGCCUUCUACAUAUGUAGAACAAACAGGCCAAUCUCUAUGCAAAAUAAUAAAUGGAGACAAACCUAACAUCAAAAGUGGCAAUAUUUCAACCUCCCCAAAUACUCUGAAGUGACCUCAGAAUGGCCAUCCUAAAGCAAAGGAACUUCAAAGGGAGACUGCAAUGUGAAACCACUGGCUUGCAAUACAUCAUCAGGAGGUUCAAUGCUAUCACUUGUGGACUGAUCCGAGACAAAGGAUUUUUAGCACAUUAUAGGUCUGAAACCCUACUUUGUACUUCCAGCCAAGUCAAGCAGUGAAGCAAGGCACCCACCCAAAUAAUCCUUGAUUUGGUAGUUUUUAACCUAUAACAAAGAUGCAUUUAUGAUUAUACAUUUUCUAUACUACUGUAUAUACUUCUCUGUAUUUGUUAGAAAUUGUGUGAUGUGAAGGGAAUUAAGGUUGCGGCCACAUUUGACACAAAAGACUGCCAAGAUCACUUAGUUGCAUGCUUUUAUGAAAAAAGUUUUAAGCCUUGAUCAGCUAUGGGAACCUGAAGUCUUGCUUUGGACAGGCAGAAAGGGCUCAGGGCUCAAAGAAGUUAUUUUCACAGCUUGGGUUUAUUUGGAAACAUCUCAGUAGUUCCAAUAUUGGUAAAAAUUGUUCAGAAGUACAUGGCAGGCUUGUUUUUAUUAUAUAUUAAAUUUGUAUACAGGAAGAAGAAGAAAUAUUUCAAGAAAUGUGGUUUAGUGAAUAUGGUUUAUGAAAUGCAUGCCUCUUGAGACAAAAGGAACUACUUGUAAAGGAAACAGACACCUCCGAUAAAUCCAAAGUGGAAACACAUAACAUACUGGGAAAUAUGAAAAUAAGGUCAGCAUACUUAAUGGAACUAAAAUCAAUACAAUUAAUAUUUUAUGUUGGGGAAAUCAAAAGAAAUUGUAGUGAAUCAGUUGGGGAUUUUAAAGAUGAAGUCUAAUUAAGGAAUUAUUCAUGGAACUGGUUAUUAAGACCUUUAUUCCCUUUAGCUUUCAUUACAAGCACUGAGGUAAAGCUACUACGCACUGACUACAGGAAUUUCUUCGUUUUAUAUUUCUUACCCUUUUUUGACAUGUGCUGUCCAAAUUUUUAUAUAUGGGUCAAAACUAUAGAGCUUCAAUUAAAAGCCUUGGGAAAUGAAAAUGCCUUGCCACCCUGUAAUCUCAGAAAUAAUGUUGGUGCCUUGUGGAUCUGUCAGGUUGGAUAUUCCACAGGUAGGAGCCACCACCAAAAGGACCCUUUCUCCCAUUGCAAACUGUCUAGCAUCUGAAGGUGGGAGCACUCAAGUGAAAGCCUCUGAGGGUGACCUUAAGGACUGGCAAGUUUAUAGUGUGCAGAAAGUGGCCCUUCAAGUAGCCUGGUCCCAAGAUACCGAGAACUUUAAAUGGCCAAACCAACACCAUGGAUUGUGGAUGGAAACAUACUGGAAGCCAGCGAAGACAUUUAAAGACAAGUGAAGUAUGUUCAGGCUCAUGUGUUUUAAUUAGUAAGCUUGCUGCCAUAUUCUGAAAGUCUUUCAAACAGUCUUCAAGGGCAGUCCCACUAGAAAAGCAUUGAAACAAUCUAAUCUGACCUCACAAGAACAUGGAUAACUGUUGCAAGCUCAUUUUUGUCUAUGAAGGGACUCUGGCUGGUGUACCAGUCUAAACUGCAGAAAGGCUCUUCAUGCCACAGAACCAACUUGAGCACCCAAUGAAAAACCCGGGUCAAACAUCACUCUGUGACUAUGAACCUGCUGUUUAAAGGGGGUGGCAGCCAUCCAGAGUUGUCUAGACCUCUAAGAGAUAUUGAGGCAUCAAUGCCCCUCCUGGUUCAGAUGAAAAGGACAAAUAGAGCUGCGUGUCAUCAUUAUAUUGAGGGUACCUCAUGCUACAUCAUCUUUAGCGGAGAUUCCUGCAUUGCAGUGGGUUGGAUUAGAUGAACCUUGGGUCCCUUCCAACUCACUCAGCGGCUUCAAGUUGAUGAUAAACAAGGCCUAUGCAACACCACAACACAAGUGCCACUGCCAUGACAACAAAUUCAGCACAGUUUGAAAUACAACACUUGAUUGUCACAUUGUGGACCUAUACCCUCCUGAGUUUUGAGCAAAGCUUGUAAUUUCUCACCUUGGUCCUAUAGCUUUCUCUGUUACCUCAUUUCCCAUUUACCCUGGUUGUUGUGGUUACAGGCAGGAAGGCUUCACCAGCACCCAGAACCUCAUGCUUAAUGCAUAGCUUCUGGUAGGUGAGAUUAUAAUAUUCAGGAUUACUUCCAAGGAUCCUGGGAAAUGGAACUACCAAGAGGCUUCAGGUUCAAUGGAACCCCAGUCCUCACUCUGGCUCUCUGGAAGGAAUGGAAAGCAGAAGAUUCAUUUAAUAUUUGUCAAUGGAUUUUAAGUAUCAACUUAUUAAGUUUACCUUUCACCUAAGAAGUCCAAUGACAUUUGCAACUGGGAUUGAAAUACAGAGAACUUUAAAAAAAAAUAACCCAAUAAAAUAUUAGCUUGGAGAAUUUGCUUGAUGUUUCAUCUUUUGCAUGUGUAACUGGGAAUAAAUCUGACAGAAAAAGCAGGAUUGGGCUUGGGAACUCAGUCAGCCCACCCCCAAAUUUCUUUCAACUCUAAUUCAGUGACCUUUUUAAGUAAGGCUAGUGUUGGAUUUUCCCAUCUUUCACACUUGAAGCUGAUCUCUGAAGAAUGGUUUCAGUAAGGACUCUCUUACACAGAACAAAGCUGUAACCUAAAGGACUUUUGUAUGCUGAAAACAUAUGGGGCAGAAGGAGGCCUGUGUCAUGCUUUUACAGUAUCGUCACUGUUAUCAAGAGUACCUUGGGAACAGUGCUUUCUUCACAGCCAAGAGAGAGAUAAGUGGCUCUGGCUUGAAUUGAACUGAAUAAUGUCAGUGUAGCAUGCAUCAUCCUUGACAGCUUUCGAGGCCUCGUCCAUGAAUAGAAAUCUGAGCCUGAAUCUUCUUCAUUACACAGAUUUCACAGGCAUGCAGUCCCACGGAAAGUAAACAGAAUAACAUCAGCAUAAGUGGAAGGAGAAUCAGACCCUAAAAAUAAUACUUUAUGGUUCCUCAGCAGCACCGAACUCUUAAACUGAAAUAAAUACUUGACAGCGGCAUUGGCAGCAACCUAAGCGCCCCCCCCCCCGUCUGACAAGCUCACGGGUAGUAAAAAUACUGCUUAGGGUCACACUCUGUACUUUCCUGCACAGAUUUAAUGAAUGGAAUGCAUGAUGUGCUUGCUAAGCUCGGCUGGAUAAACAUGGAAAAAAUCUAGUGGAGCUGUGUCACAGACCACAAUGGUUACAUAGACUAUGUAACUGGAAGAAGAGAUUCCUUUGCUAUGUAUCACUUACUUUUUAUAUAUCUCUGUUGACGAAUAUUUCACAGCCAUUAAUUCUUUGCUGAUGUUCACAAGAUAUAUAUUAGAUGAGAUUGGCACGUACUUUCGUGGUGUGAUAAUUGGUUACAAAAGCUAUGUUUUAAAACCAUGUUUGGAAAACUCUGUGGUGUUUUUGACUUUCGUUGCAGCGAAGAGCUAUUGUUCAUUAACCAUUUUCAGUCUUGGAGCUGUACAAUAAGUAUCCCGUGGGUCCCCAGGAAGAAGGAAAUACAGCCUUUGUGGCUUAUUCUUGACAUGGAGGAUGUGCUAGGUAAUUAAACACACACACACACACACACACACAUUAUCAACUCCUGGUUUCUAAUGAACCUGCCGUUUGUCUUCUUCCAUUCUGCUCUUUGAUUGUCUUCUCCUUUUUGUCCUUUGACAUAUUGAGAAGUCUAUUCCUGAUGGCCAGAUUGCAGAAAGCCUAAAGGGACAAACUCAAUGCAAAGGCAUGAAUUUACAGAUUUGUUUAUACGUAUGACGCUACCACCACCAUUGUCUACUUUGAACCAGCAUCAGUCGACUGGAAAACUGGAUGUGGAAUAAGCAGUAAUGUGAACAUUUGAGACAACCAUUGUUCCUGCAUAGAGGAGCAUCCAUAGGCAGAUAACAGCUUCCUGGGGGCGGAGGGUGUUACAGGGCAGGGAAACCAAAAAGGUCAUGUGCAGCAGGUGAAGACCUCCUUACCUGUGUUGUUCUCUGAUGUGAACAACACAAUGUAAAUGCAACAUGAAAUGCAACAAGAGGAAAUGACCUCACUGUGUUUCAAACCGCUCUUGUGAACAUACCCUGAACUACAACAUAGGUGAAGUAUUGGCCAUUGGUCUUGCAUACGCCCUACUUCUUGUAGUAGUGUGCCUCAGCGUGCUGUAAUGCAUUACCUUUUAGGAUAUAGGAAUGCUUUACAUCCCAGUACCUAUUCACCUUCCCUCUCCAGCUGUGGAAGCAGUGACAGGAGGAAGGAAGAGGGGCAGCUUUAACUUGGCGCAACCUAACUAGGCCCAAGAAAGAGGGCAACCAAUGGGAAAGGAUGGCAAUGGCAAUGAGGUGCACCCAUUAAGGGCAUCUUGCCAAAAGGUCAUAGAAUCAUGGAAUUGUAGAGUUGAAAGGAACCCCUGGAAUACAUUUUAUAUCUUUGUUUCAUUAUGCUUUAUGGAUGUUUAUUUUUAGAAAGUUUUAUGUAUAAUUUUGUACAAAAUCCAGAAUGUAAAUUUAGUAAGUAAAUAUAAAUAGCAUUCUAAUGCUGGUUUGUUUGUUUGUUUUUGGGUGUUUUUAUACUAAAGGGCUUGAUGUAAUGGGAUUUCCUAAAAUGGGCUAAGUUGUUGUCUCAUCCAGAUCCCCAAAGCCUUGUACUUUCCAUGAAUAUGCUGUUUAUUUACCCGGUUUAAUUUCUCCCCUCCCCAUUUUUCAUUCCUACAGAUUUGUUGUUCUUUCUGCCAUCCUCACAUUCCUGAUUCCACGGGGAGUUUUGCCAUUCGUCUUAAUAGUAGCAACUCUGGGUCCCUUUGUAAUCCUAGGACAGGCUACGACAUGCUGAAAAAGCAGUUCCAGCCCAGGAAGGGGGCAUGGUUUACUGGUAACAUUAAUAUCCUUAAGGAGACGUAAUAUUGCAAUUGGAUUCUGGCAAAUUAUGGAGCAACAUGAUGAGAUGUGCAGAAUCCACACUAUUACCCUCCCCACAGCCUUCCACUGGCCCUAAUAACAGCUUUGUUGCUAAACCUAUAUAAUUUGAUUUUUAACAGCAUACUAAAAAAACAAGAGCUCAGCAUUCUACAGGGUGAUUUUACGUAGUUUGUGGGACAAAUAGAUUCUGGCUCUACUGUGUGCUAAUAAUUAGUACAAACGGAUUUUGGUACGGAGAAGCUAAAAGACCUGUAGCUAUGUAGUUUUAGGCAAAGGAGACCAAAAGGAAGGCAGGAAGAAACCCAACUACAGUGACUGUUAAGGCACCCACUAUGUUGCAUGGUGAUGCUGCCCACCAGGGCAUAUGAAGAAAUUCACAUGGAUGGUCCGUGUAGGAGCCAGGGGAUUGACCAGGGAGUUUUCUGGGUGCUGUGUUGUAUGAGUUCUGCUCAUAAAAUGCUGACACCUGAGACAACCACAAGAGGACUCAAACCUCUGCCUGUAGGGAGGUCUGUGGACUGGCAGUGGUGGGGCUGCGACUAUGUCACUAUGCCAGAUGGCCUGGGGGUGCUGUGACAACAUAUUGUGGGCCAUGAUGCAGGGAUGCACUAAGGGGCAUGUCUGCCUCAAAAUCAUGACAAGCUCUCCAUACCCUUCAACAUUUCUCUGAUAAAAAUAAGGAGCUCCAAAAAAAAGCAGGACAUUCCAGUUUCAAAUCAGAAACCGGGAUGGCUUCUAUAAAUCUGGGAGUGUCCCUGAAAAAUAGGGACACCUGGAGGGUCUGGCUCACUCCAUUGGUGGGGACAGUCCUUGCCUGGUGAGCUGUGGAGGUGCUUUUCCAGAGACUGUGGGCAUAUCUGUCAUUUCCCCACUGUCUUUGCAUUUUCUUAGGGCAAAUCCACUUCUAAGUCAGUUGUGUUUGUGAGUGACUGCUUUACUGCUGUUUCUCACAGAGACUGCACACCACAUCUCAUUCUCAUCGUAUCUUUGUCAUGGGCUCCUGGAGACAUCCUUUUUAUCACACAUUAAUGAUGAUUUGUGCUGAAGAUGCUACUGGGGCAGUCACACUGCCUCAUCAGUGCAUAUCCCACAAUUGCCUGGAAUCCUUUAAGUUUUAAUAUCACAAAUGUUCUGGUUUGUUUUGUUCAACUUUUGUUGAGCUAUAGCCCCUCCAGGCAGCAAUGAUGCGGUAGCAUUGGGGGUACAUUGCAGAACAAGCCAAAGCAAAAUAAAUCUAUCACUAAUGCACUAUUGUUGCAUCAAAAGCAUGUUGCAAAGUACACCCACACAGCCAAACAGCAGUCUGGAGCUGCCCAUUAUCAUUUAUUGUGUUUCUCCAUAUUACAUGACACAAUUUAUGAAGGUAAAAGCAGUUUUAGGAGUUUCCUCCUUCCCCUUCCAGCCUGAACACAGAUUACAUAGGGUGACUGUUCUGCUAGUGUAGUGCUGACUGACAUCUCUUCUGCCCUGGCGUAAUAUAAAUACAGGAUUGCUCUGCUAUUGUCCUAAAUUUUCAGACUGAGAAAGCACAAUAAGGCUGCAAUCCUAUGCACUCUUUUCCGGGAGUAAACUGCGUUGCGUUCAGUGCACUAUACUGUUAUUAAUAUACAGUUAUUAUAAUAUCAAUAUACUGUUAGUGCAUCUUUUCUCUUCUCUUAACAUAAUUAAACGUAAAUGGUGGUUUUCAAAGAGCAUAUUAUAAAGUUUUGUUUUAGAAAGAAAAAGAAAGAAUCAUAGCUUAGCUUAGCUGACUGAAACUGGAAGGUCAAGUUUACUUGAGCUUUUGUUUUCUUAGUGCAUUGCAUUCCCAUUGCACAAUAAAAGACAUUGUGCUCUCCGCCUCCCAGGAGCUGCCUUGCUAAGCCUUUUCUCUUCCAACAUGCUUCACACAGAUGAGCUUAAUUGGAUUCAAGUUCUCCUGUGAUAAUCACUGCUAGAGUAUUUGGGCUGUAAACAUUGCAGAUGAACGAAUAUGUAAACCCAAAUAAACUCUUCCUAAGGAUUUGAAAACAAGAAGAUAAGUCAUGGAAAGAUUUAUGUUCCCUGCAUGCAAUUUAAAGUUUUCUGGCUUUAUAUAAUCUGUUUUUAAGAAUAUGUUAACCCUUUAAGAGUGAAAAGUAGUAAGAUACUACUAUACUAACACUAUUAUGAGCAGCACAUUGAGGCCUUUCUUAUUUUACCUUUAAGGGAGGGAAGAGGAGCCAUUGACAUAAUGUCAGAAGACCUGGGCCACAUCAUAAAAGUUUAUAGUAACAUAUUUCUGAGGCAGUAUUGCCCCUCUUGAAAAAGUGGAACAGUAAAAUUGUAGGAGGAAAGUUGCUGCAUGGUGCAGAUUACUCAACGAAAGAGUUAGCCAAGUACAGGUGAUUUGUUGCCAUUGUAGCUAAUGGUCAGAGAUGUUGUUUGGAAGCAGUAAUAUCAGUAUAUACUUUGUCAAUAGCGUACAAAUAAAAACUUCCCUUUUUGCCGAGCCAAAAAUGAUUCAUUAACCCCCCAUAAAAACUGAUUAAUAAGCUGGGGUGUGGGGGUAGUUCCAGAGCACAGUACUUGAACACCCCAAAAAAGUGAACUAAUGUGAAUUUGUGAGAAAUUCUCCAACAUAUCAUAGAAGGGGAGCCACUGACAAAAAUAAUCUCUCUUGUCUUCACCCUCCCAAACUCUCCCAGGGGGCACCUGGAGAAUGGCUUCCCGCAAUGAUUGCAAGGUUCAGGCAUUUUUCAAGUGGUUUUCCAUUAGAUAUUGGAGUCCUGAGCUUUAUAGCUCUUUAAAGGUUAAAAUCAGCUGAACUGGGCUCAGAAAUGCUCAGAUAGCCAGUACAGGUCUGCUAGAACCAGAGUUAAAUGCUGAGAUUGCUUGAUUCAUGUCAGCAGUCUUGCAGCUGUAUUCUGCAACAGAUGCAGUUUCUGAGUCAUAUCCACAGACAGCUCCAUGCAUUGCAGCAAUCUAAUAUUAAAGUUACUGCAGCAUAGAUCACUGAAUCCAGGUUAUUCCUGCCCUAAUGAGGAGGCACUGGCCUACUGGCCAAAGCUGGUGGAAGGCAUUCCUGCCUUCAGCUAUGAUAGUGGACCUAGGACCUAGGGGGAGUGUGAUCCCCAUCUAGAACAGGCUGUACACCACUCAUCUAGCCAGAUGAAACAAAGAACAUCUCAGUCUGUUUUGGAUUGAACCUCAGUGCAUUGGCCCACAUCCAGUCUAUUACCGCGACCAGCAUCAGUUCAGCACUUCCACCGCCUCACUUGCAAAAAAUGAAAAGGAGAAAUAGAGCAGUGAGUCACCAGGAUGCUGAUGACAGUGCACUCCGCAGGACUUUGGCCAGUGGUUUCAUGUAGAAGUUAAACAGCAUGGGGGACAAGACCGACCCCUGCAGGACCCAAUCAUACAGACUCCCAGAAAAGACAUUAGAAGGGUGGAGUGGCCCUUAUUCUUGUGCCUCGCACCCCAGAUUUGAGCAGAGUCUGUAUUUAUACAAUACCUAGAUUUCUGAGAUGCUCUGCUAUUAAUACAUUUAUAAUUAACUAUUUUUUUAAAAAUAAUAACAAUAAUAAAUCUAAUUGCUUUUCUACUGCUUUCUCUUAUUUCAGUGCUCCUUUUCAUAUUGCCCAAUGGGAACAUUUUGCUCAACGUAAUUCAUCACACGGCCACCUCCAAGCAUUUUAAUGCGCUGCCUAAGCCACGUCUUCUAUGUGAAGCCUACAAAUGCAUGGAUACACCGAAGACUACCAAAUGCAUUUUAAUGAGCUGGCUUUGCCAGUGCUUGAAGCCUUAG